AUGACAGACGGCACUUACAGCCCGCGUGUCGUUUCCGAGAUCGCCUACAUAAGUCCGCCAACCCUUCAGGCACUUGAGGACAAGUGCGUCCAGAGAAACACCUUACUACGCGGCGUAGUCGAUGACAGUCAUUCUUUGUACUCCAGGCCAGAAAGCCCACCCCGACUCUUUGGAAACGGCGGCAAGGAGUCUAGGUUCGACAACGACGAGCCCGAGUUUUUCAUUGGUUGGGACUGCGAUAUCUGGCCUGGAGCCUCCGACGAGAAACCACCUCAAAGGGUUGAAAUAGACCUUGGAGUCGGCGACGAGGACUUCCACUCCGACAACGACGAACUUGGAUACCUGGGGAGGUGGACAUAA
Molecule: messenger RNA, 360 nt
Organism: Colletotrichum higginsianum IMI 349063
Lineage: Eukaryota; Fungi; Ascomycota; Sordariomycetes; Glomerellales; Glomerellaceae
Exons: 2
Coding region: 1-360 (119 amino acids)
Source: RefSeq, a predicted model, not a curated record